Messenger RNA from Pieris rapae (cabbage white), 1270 nucleotides. Its product is annotated as zinc finger protein 431-like. Gene Ontology annotation, molecular function: RNA polymerase II transcription regulatory region sequence-specific DNA binding; zinc ion binding; DNA-binding transcription factor activity, RNA polymerase II-specific. Gene Ontology annotation, biological process: regulation of transcription by RNA polymerase II. Bases 84 to 1142 code for a protein of 352 amino acids. The record is from RefSeq and is a predicted model, not a curated record. Gene Ontology annotation, cellular component: nucleus. The transcript is spliced from 8 exons. NCBI's taxonomy places the organism in Eukaryota, Metazoa, Arthropoda, Insecta, Lepidoptera, Pieridae.
UCCUCGUCAUAACGUUGCAACACUGAAAUUGUCAAAUCAGGAAUCGAAUCGAAUUAAAAGUUCUAGAAUAGUUAUUAAACCUCAUGGCUUCUUUUGUAAUGUUAAAGUCAAGGUCAUUUGUAGAUGCUAUGGAAAGAAGUAUGACAAAUAUAUUACAAUCAAUAUCAGAAGAUAAGACACAUUCAGAUGUGUGUCGGAUAUGUAACCAAGGAAAUGCUGAUAUUCCUAUUUUUGAUAAUACAAGUAAUAUAAAUAUUUCCGAAGAAGUUACGCAUAUCACAGGAGUUUUUAUGCUUGAUAUUGACAAAUAUUCAAAAUAUAUCUGUGAAAAUUGCUUCAAUCUACUUAAAGGAUCCAUAUUCUUUCGGGAGCUAUGUCUCAGAAACAACCAAAACUGUUUAAAAAAGCUAUCAAACAGAGAAGAUCAAAAUAUUAAAACUGAUGGGGAUCAGGUUUUUGAACAGGGAACACCAGCAAAUCAUUGUGAUGAUGAAGUAGAUACAUGGCUUUGUUCCUCUUGCAAUAAGGAAUUUUUAGACCAGAUUUCAUAUGACAUGCACUGGACCGAAUGCAAUAAAAAUGAUGAAAAUGCUGAAUUAAACUUUAAGGUAGAAGAAAAUGAAACAGCAUUAUGUGAUGUUUGUGGCAAAACUAUGGCUUGUGUUGAACAACUCACACUUCAUUUAAAAAGCCAUAGUAAUAAUUUUCCAUAUCUAACUGGCAAUUGUCCAUACAGAAGAAUAACAGUGGCACUAUUUAAGGUGCAUAAAAUAAUUCAUUUAAUAGUCAGACCUAAGCGUACUCAAUGCCCUCAAAAAACUACCACUCAUGGAAAUUUAAAAAAGCAUAUGGACCGUCAACACAGAAAUAUUCAAUACAAGUGUCCUUAUUGUAAGAAGAUAACAUCGUCAAAGCAUGACCGUACAAAGCACAUCGAAGAUAUGCAUUUAAAUCAAGAGGCUUUCCCAUGUGAUAUUUGUUGUAAAACUUUUAAAAUAAGAUAUUAUUUACGCAAGCACCUUAGAAAAGUCCACAAAAUAAAAACGGGACAUCCAAGAGCUUGCAAACCUAAUUACUUGCGCUACCAUAAUGAAGAACAAAAUAAGGAUGAGGUUAAGGCGGAUGUAUCAUGUAAUAAGUAAAUAUCAUUGAAUGUGAACAGAAGACAGAAAAUACGGAAGCCUGUCAAGAUCUCUCUUAAAGCUUUGAAAUUUCAUGUGUAAUUGGCAUGUCAAGAUUAAAUAAGUAAAUACAUAGUUUAUGAAAAGUU